Molecule: messenger RNA, 1546 nt
Organism: Branchiostoma floridae (Florida lancelet)
Lineage: Eukaryota; Metazoa; Chordata; Leptocardii; Amphioxiformes; Branchiostomatidae
Product: hemoglobin subunit alpha-D-like
Exons: 5
Coding region: 153-590 (145 amino acids)
Molecular function (GO): oxygen binding; heme binding
Source: RefSeq, a predicted model, not a curated record
CUACGUGCUUAGUUCGGUGUGACUUGGUGUAUAAAAGGCGACGCGUCGCGAGAUUGGCGCUGCAGUUCCCGACAGAACCAGGAGCGAGGUCAUUUUGCAAAGUUUUUUCAAAGUUUUGGACGUUACUUUUGUUGAAAGAAAAGGAAGGCAAAAUGAGUCUGUCGGCCGCCGAUAAGAAGCUUGUUCAGGAGUCUUGGGAUAAAGUGUCCAAGCCGUCCUUCGCUGACGCCGGGGAGAGAGUGUUCCUCAAGCUGUUCCAGAGGAACGAGUCCACCAAGGCGCAUUUCAAGAAGUUUAAGGACAUCCCUUCCGACCAACUCGCCGGCCAGGCCGUGGUUCGCGACCACGGAGAGAAGGUGUGUAAGGUGCUGGACGACUUUAUCAAAGGUCUAGACGGCAGUGGGGACGAGGCUGUGAAGAAGGUCGGACGUAUGCACAAAGGCCUGGGGAUGUCUAACGAGCAGAUUGACCAAAUGAAGGGAGCCAUAAUCGAGGUGCUGGCGGAUGCUGGGUUUGGUGAUGCCAAUUACAAGGGAGCUUGGGGCAAACUGUGGGACCGCUUCAUGGCCGUCCACCGCGCAGCCUACUAGUUGCGCCCCCUUUCGUGGCCUUGGAGAAACGCAAGGACCCAACGAAGUGCCUUUUAGCGAUUGUUAUUUGCAGCUUAUAUCUCAGUAAUAACGCAGAAUUUAAACUAAAGUUUAAGAACAUCUAUUUUCCCCAACUGUUAUGUCUAUUCACUCCAUGCACUAUGACCUAUAAGCCCCACAACUUAUACAAAGUCAAAUGUAAUGGCGGCAGACUUGUCAACAGUACUUGGUCUUGAUGUAAAUGGGGUUACCCUCUUUGAAAUGUAAUUGCAAAAUUGAUUUGAUUAUAUGAAUGAUGAUAUCCCCCUUAACUGAUGCGCGCGUGCGAAUGAAAAAAAAAAGUUUGUUGUAUUCACUAUGAAACCAAAGUGGUCAAGAGACAUAAACAAAUGACUGAACAGAGACAAAAUAAGGUACAACGAACAAUGGGUUCUUCAUUUUUGACCUUGACUUUGGCAUUCUAUAACAUUGGUAUACAUUUUCUGAAAUGUUUCAAUCUACGGCUUUUGUUGUCCCUGUUGUAGCUGAUUUGUACAAUUAUCAGGAUGGUAAUUUUUUUUCUUCUUUUGGAAACGACCGAAAAUUGGCGCGUGCGUCAUCCGUACAAUCAAAUCAACAAAUUCAGUUCAGUUCAGUUAUCAGAUGGCCUCAUAAAUUCCGUUCGCACGACUCUGUGCGCAUGGCAAGCAAGAGGUCUCUGUUCUGGAGGCCAACAUCAACAUGGCCUGAUAGUUAAAAACGAAAAAUGUCUAUGGUGUGGCCUUGUGGUGACCUUACAUGAGAAAAUGCACUUAUGCUCCCUUGGACACUUUCCUGAAAAGGUAGUUGUCUACCAGUUCCUUCUGGUAUGAUAUUAUAUCAUUGCACUGUAAAUCAUAUUCUGAAUAUCAGAAUGCUGAACAUUUUUCCAGUAACAUGUCUACAUUUGCUGAAUAAACGUUAUGCAUCUCCGCUUA